Messenger RNA from Oncorhynchus keta (chum salmon), 2797 nucleotides. Its product is annotated as lipoma-preferred partner homolog. The transcript is spliced from 7 exons. Gene Ontology annotation, biological process: cell-cell adhesion. The record is from RefSeq and is a predicted model, not a curated record. Gene Ontology annotation, cellular component: focal adhesion; stress fiber. The coding region runs from base 1571 to 2782 and encodes 403 amino acids. Lineage: Eukaryota; Metazoa; Chordata; Actinopteri; Salmoniformes; Salmonidae.
GAGCACAUCGUUUACCACGGCGGCGUUGGUGAGUCCAAACGGCAUGACCUGGUACUGGGAGGACAGGAUUUUACCCAGUGAUCUGUUUUGGAUUUGCCCCAAACAUAAGGGAUGUGUUUUGGAUUUGCCCCAAGCAUAAGGGAUGUGUUUUGGAUUUGCCCCAAGCAUAAGGGAUGUGUUUUGGAUUUGCCCCAAGCAUAAGGGAUGUGUUUUGGAUUUGCCCCAAGCAUAAGGGAUGUGUUUUGGAUUUGCCCCAAGCAUAAGGGAUGUGUUUUGGAUUUGCCCCAAGCAUAAGGGAUGUGUUUUGGAUUUGCCCCAAACAUAAGGGAUGUGUUUUGGAUUUGAAUUUAGGCCAAAAUGUGCAUUCCUUUGUCGUGUUAUUUUUCAAUAUUACUUUAGUGUCUUAUUGCAAACAGGAAGCAUGUUUUGUAAUAUUUUUUUAUUCUGUAUAUUUGUAUGGUUCUGUUCACUCUGUCAUUUAGGUCAGUAUUGUGGAGUCACUCUACUAUGUAGUUGAUCCCAUCCUCGUUUUUCUGUCGGAGCCAUUGAAUUCUGUGGCCGUUUUUAAAAAUCACCAAUGGCCUCGUGGUGAAAUCCCUGAGCAGUUUCCUUCCUGUCCUGCCGCUCAGUUCAGAAGGUUGACUGUAUCUUUGUUGUGUCUGGGUGGUUUAAUACAGCAUCCACAGUAUAAUUAUUCACUUGACCACGCUUAAAGAGAUAUUCAAUGUCUGAUUUGUUAUCAAAAACCCAUCUACCAAUCAAUGCCCUUCUUUUAUGAGGCUUUCGAAAAGCUCCCUGGUUUUUGUAGUAGAAUCUGUGCUUGAAAUUCAAUACUUGACUGGAGGGACCUGACAGAUGUUGUAGGUAUGGGGGACAGAGGAAGGAUGCACCGCUAUGCUCCCUGGUCUUUGUAGUUGAAUCUGUGCUUGAAAUUCACUACUUGACUGGAGGGACCUGACAGAUGUUGUAGGUAUGGGGGACAGAGGAAGGAUGCACCGCUAUGCUCCCUGGUCUUUGUAGUUGAAUCUGUACUUGAAAUUCAAUACUUGACAGGAGGGACCUGACAGAUGUAGGUAUGGGGGACAGAGGAAGGGGUAGUCAUUAAAAACCCUGUUAUUAUACACAGAGUGAGUCAGUCCAUGUAACUUAUUAUGGGAUUUGUUAAGCCACAUUUCUCUCCUGAACUAAUUUAGGCCUAAACAAAAGGGGGUGAUUACAGUACUUAUGCAACUUAGUUAUCAAAUGUUUAUUAAUUUGUAAAAAUGUAUAGAAUCUUCUUUUCUCUUUGGCACUGUGGAGUAUUUUGUGGACUUUUGUGGGGUAUUUUGAGUAUUUUAUUGGGUAUUUGGUGGAGUAUUUAAUUGAGUAAUUCGAGUAUGUUAUUGAGUAUUUUGUGGAGAUCAAUUACAAAAAACAUCACAAUUCAAAUCUAUUUCAAUACCACUUUGUAAGAAGAGGUGUAUAUGACUGUGUUGGUAUCUGUGUGUUUUUAGGGGACUAUCCCCCACCUCCUCCUCCUGCUGAAGACGGAGGCCUCUCAUCCUCCAUCUCUUUCCCACCACCUCCACCCAUGGACAGAGAAUAUCAGAUGCAUGGACCAGAGAAGACGCUGGAAGAGAGGCGGUCCAGUCUGGAUGCUGAGAUUGACUCUCUGACCUCUAUCCUAGCUGACCUGGAGAGUAACUCACCUUACAAGCCCCACAAUGCACAGAACUCUGGAACUCUGACCAGUCCCAACGCUCCGGUGACAGGGUACAAACGUAUGGUCAUCCCCACCCAGCCUCCUCUGACGGCCACCAAGAAGUCCUCUCCCAAGGCCGGUGCCCCAGGCGGAACACUGCCCCGGCCCCAAGCGGAGAACUCCUCCUCAGCCUCCAUACUGGCCAGGCCCCAGUUCCAGACCGCCCCCCAGCCAGUCCCAGCCUCCUACGCCACAGCCUCCACCCCCAGCCAGCCCACCUUCAACGUACAGGUGAGGUCUGCCCAGCCCGGGCCCCAGCACCAGUCCCCUGGGCCCCCCCAGCAGUUUUCCCAGCAGCCCAACAGGAGCCCGGUCCAAUACAUGGCUGCCCAGCCCAGGGGCCCUGAUUUCGCCUAUGGGCCUCCCCAGCCAGGCUUCGCUCCUCAAGGCUACCCAGAGCAGGCCUACCCGGGAGCAGGAGGGUACGGGGGAGAACCAGGAGGGUACGGGGGAGAACCAGGAGGGUACGGGGGAGAACCAGGGAACACCUGGAGACCCCAGCCUAGCUAUACUGCUGCUCCGACCCAGCAGGGCUUCCCACAACCUGUCCCGAAGAAGACCUACAUCACUGACCCUCCUGCCAGCCUGGCGCCUCCUGUACACCUCGCCCCACAGAGGGCUCCCAGCGGUGCCAGGCCUGAGGAAGAACUGGAGAGGCUCACCAAGAAGAUGCUGUAUGACAUGGACAACCCUCCGGCUGAGGAGUACUUUGGGCGGUGUGCCAGCUGUGGGGAUAAUGUGGUGGGUGAGGGUACCGGCUGUACCGCCAUAGACCAGGUCUUCCACGUGGACUGCUUCAUCUGCAUGACCUGCAGUGGCAGGCUGCGCGGGAAACCCUUCUACGCCCUGGAGAAGAAGGCCUACUGCGAGCCCUGCUACAUCGUGAGUCUCAGCCCAUCUGUACACACACACACACACACACACACACACACACACACACACACACACACACACACACAAACCCUUCUACGCCGUGGAGAAGAAGGCCUACUGCGAGCCCUGCUACAUCGUGAGUUACACACAAACACACACACUGUGUAAAAGUUCUACUGAGCC